AUGUUGCUGCUUCACCCUCAACUCCUAGAGCUCCUAGUGCUUCACCCUUCGGUAACCCCAACAAAAAGGCUAAACCCUCAACUCCUAAAGCUCCCUAGUGCUUCACCUGAUGGAUCUUCCAGUGCCUCACCUAAGGCUUCUAUAAAUGCUGACGAUUUAGCAUUUGAAAUGCAAAAAGCUCUACAACAUUUGACUAAAGGCUCUAUAGUUCCUCAAUGUUUAGAGAAGUUAGAAUUAUUUGAGUUAAGCCCUAUGGACCUGCUACACUUUGUUGCAUAUCAUAUUUUUAUAGGGACCAUCAAUGUGAGAGAGAUGUGGAUGAAUUUGCCCGAUGAUCCCGAGAAUUACGAUGACGGAUAA
Messenger RNA from Lactuca saligna, 360 nucleotides. The record is from the annotation of a GenBank genome assembly. NCBI's taxonomy places the organism in Eukaryota, Viridiplantae, Streptophyta, Magnoliopsida, Asterales, Asteraceae.